AAAAAAAAAAACAAAACGCGAACGUGAACGGACUUGUUUUAUGUGCAAAAAGAGGACACCGCAACUAUGUUUGAUAAAUUUAUAUAUGUUUAAGUGAAAAAUAUCCAAGCGGACAGUGGAAGCCCAAGCUUAUUAAUUUUUUUGUAUAGCCAAGCCAACGGGGGGCGUGCAUUGUUUUGUGUCUCUAUAGUGAAAGAACAAGUUGCAGUUCACCUGCAUUAGUAUUGGUGUUGUGUGUUGGUUUAUUGCGUGUACGUGUGAGUGGUAGUGCUGCGUUUGUGUGUGUGUGGUGGUCUGUGGUCUUGAUGUCUGCGCUUUUUCCCAGACGCCGAAGACGUGAGCACACAGGUGAAUUAUUGGUGCAAUACGCUGCCUUGGCGCUGCUGCUGCGGUGUUGGCAACAAAACCAUAGCUAACAAAAGACAAUCCAAAACGACAACGCAUAGAACGAGGCGAAUCGAAAAAUGCUGCGUUUUCUAAGUCGUCGCAAGGUGCGCAACAACUAUGCGGAUAAUGCGAGCAACGCGCGGGGAGGCGGCAACGUUGGUGGUGGCGGCGUCGGCGGUGCCGUAAUUGCAAGCAGCAGCGGGUCACAGAUUAAGCCCCAACGCAUUGUAGUAAACAAGAACAAAAUCGACUGCCGUGUUAUACUGCUGGACAAUACUGACCUUUCCAUCGAAUUAUCGAAAAAAGCACUUGGCAGCUAUCUCUACGAGCAAGUGUUUUAUGCCUUGGAUAUCAUUGAAAAGGAUUACUUUGGCUUGCAGUUCAUGGAUGCCAAUCAUGUCAAGCACUGGCUAGAUCCCACCAAGCCCAUUAAAAAACAAGUUAAAAUUGGACCACCGUAUACAUUCCGUUUAAAGGUUAAAUUUUAUUCAUCGGAGCCGAAUACGCUGCGUGAAGAGCUGACGCGUUAUUUGUUCUUCUUGCAACUGAAGCAAGAUUUGCUUGAAGGUCGUCUAGACUGUCCGGAUGACAAAUCCGCCGAACUUUGCGCUUUGGCUUUGCAGUCUGAGCUCGGUGACUACGAUGAUCAGGUGCAUUCGGCAGCCACCGUCUCCGAGUUUCGUUUUGUGCCUGAGCAAACCGAGGACUUGGAGAUUGCCAUUCUGGAGGAGUACAAGACAUGUCGUGGUCUAACGCCAGCUCAAGCUGAAAUGGCAUUUCUAAACAAAGCCAAGUGGCUGGAUAUGUACGGCGUAGACAUGCAUACGGUGCUGGGCAAGGAUAGCUGCGAGUAUCAUCUAGGCUUGACGCCCACGGGCAUACUUGUAUUUGAGCGCGAUCAGAAGAUUGGCCUAUUCUUCUGGCCCAAAAUAAGUAAAUUGGAUUUCAAGAAGAAAAAGCUAACGCUCAUUGUUAUUGAAGACGAUGACGAAGGCCGCGAACAGGAGCACACUUUUGUGUUUCGUCUGUACAACGAAAAGGCUUGCAAGCACUUGUGGAAAUGCGCCGUGGAGCAUCAUACCUUCUUCCGUUUAAGAGCGCCUGUAAAGGGGCCCUCGGCGCGUCAGAACUUUUUCCGCAUGGGCUCUCGCUUCCGUUACUCUGGACGCACUGAGUUCCAGACCACGCAGCAGAGUCGCGCUCGCCGUACCGUGCAGUUUGAGCGUCGUCCUUCGCAACGUUUUGCCAGUCGUCAAUCGCAUUUGUUGCGCGAACGUCAGAAGGAAUCCGCGGCUGCUGCUGUUGCUAGUGUAAAUGCACGUGCUGCGGCUGCCGCUGCAGCAGCAGCUGCUGCCUCGCAAGCCACGAAUACAUCUAUUGUUGCUCCAGCUGAGAAUAAUAAUGAUGUUUUCGAUUCGCUCAUUUCCACGGAUCAGUUCAGCAGCGUUACGCCUUCGCCUUCGGUGCUAACUGUCAUACAGAGCUCGGCCAUUAUUGAACCAGAUGCUGCAUGCAGCGUAUCCAUUAGCUCAUCCUCGCAGGCAGCAGCAGCCACUUGUGCCUCGCUGGGACGCAAUUCACUUAAAUCCAACUUUAGUAACGAUGAUCCAGCCUAUAGCAAAAUAGGGUCCAUUGGCAAAGCUGCGGGACUGUCUGUAAAAUUGGAACCGGAGUACACGCCGCCUUAUUCCCCAAAUGCCACUAAGAACUUUGAUGAAACGAAUCCAUUUAGAAGUGCAGCCAACUCGCAUCAUGGAAGCUUUGGUAAAGCCUCCAUUAGCUCGGGUCAGCUCAGUGUUAGGAGCGGCUUAUCGGAUAAAGAUAAAGAGCUAGAUUCAUUACUUAAGUCCAUUGUUAAAGAUCCAUCCCCAUCAGUGCUUGCAAAUGAAGCCAUUAAUGAUGCUAACAGUAUCAGGGUAACUAUCAACAAGACCUUUGACAUGGAUCACAACACAGAGACGCUAAAGCGAUUGUCCAAUGCAAAUGAAAAGCCCAACAAUCAGGUAAAGCUGGCCAAUGUGGGCGCCAGUGCGCUGCCGCCCGGCAACAUUAAGUGCAAUAUACUAAAGGCGCGCGUGGAAGAGGAGCUCGGUGCUGGCGGCGGCAACGCCAAGCUGACCAAUCAAAUGUUUGUGCCUGCCGCGCAGCAAUUGAAUAACAACAACAGCAGCAACAUCUGUGGCAGCAAUCAGGCUCACAGCGAUGGACCGGAUUCCCUGAAUGCCACCUAUAUAUCUGUGGGCGGCGAUAAACUAACGCUCAGCAUACCGGAACAGAAGCCAAGCAGCGGCAGUGGCAGCAGCGCUGCUAGCAGCUCAAGCACACACAUUGCGCGUGCCAGCAACAGCUCGCCCUUUAGCAAUGCCACAUUUGUGUCGGGCUAUAAUGGGCCACCAACGCCGCCAUCUUCGCUGCCAACGUCAAUAAACAAUAACAGCAACAAUUGCAUGGCCAGCAGUGUGACCAACAUAAGCGCGCCAAGCACUGCCAAUGAGCUGACUACAGCAACGGCAACAACCAGCAGCAGCAGCAGCUCUACAACACCUUUGCUGAGCAAUGCCUCGGCGGCCGAAAUACUCAUUAAUGAAAUAUUCAUUAACAACAUCAUAAACAAUAACUCAAAAACAGAGGCAAAGACAACAGCAAUAGCUACCGCAGCAACUUUAACAACAGCAACAACAACAGCAGCAGCGUCUACGCCCAGUGCGGGCACUUUGCUCUUCUCCACGCUCAAUGAGCAAGAGCGUUUGGAGGCACAGCGCAGUACUCAUCAUCAUCAGCAGCAGCAACAACAUCAUCAUCAACAACAACAACAGCAGAGCGAAGUCGAUGCGCCGUUUAGUGAAAAGAAACAUAGCAGCAAUAAUCAACUGGAGAGCGCACGCAUUGCAAAUAACAACAGCAAGGAUAUGGUCUCACCCUGGCUGGUGUCCUCCGAGGUAGUCUCAGCGCCCAAGGGACGUGAGCCAACUAUCAUACGCAAGUCCGUUAUUACAACACAGUUGUAAUUAUUGUUUAACCUUAAAGAGCAGCUAAACUUUUACAUAUUAAGACUAAAUGUUCGUAUUUAUAUAUAUAAGUUGAUAAUUAGCUAUGAGACAGCCUUAGACAACAAUUUUUUAAGCAUUCCAUGCAACACGCAAUGCAACGCAACGUAAAAUGACAAUGAAAGAGCAGGUCCAAUCAAAAAAACAACGCAAGCGAAACUAACAAUUAAAACUGUCCAUUAAAUGUGCCUUAAAUUAUUUACAUAUUAUA
Molecule: messenger RNA, 3645 nt
Organism: Drosophila busckii
Lineage: Eukaryota; Metazoa; Arthropoda; Insecta; Diptera; Drosophilidae
Product: band 4.1-like protein 4B
Exons: 10
Coding region: 465-3395 (976 amino acids)
Cellular component (GO): cytoskeleton
Molecular function (GO): cytoskeletal protein binding
Source: RefSeq, a predicted model, not a curated record